GUGAUGCUGGGAAGACAGACCGCAGGCGGAGGGCAGUGCUGAAGAGCCGUAACAUCAGGAAGAGAGGGCCUCUCCCCCUCUCUGCCCCUCAUGCUGAAAGGAUACUGGUCGGCACUGGUAAACCCGGAGGGACGCUGAGCACCCUGAGUCGUCAUGGGCAACGAGAACAGCACUUCAGGCAGCCAGCAAGAGGACUCUGGCUUGAAUAACGUCAUCCUGUGGCCUCCAAACCCUGAGCCUCUGCAGAGGACUUCUUCGGCGCGGAGUCCAGAAUCCGUGCAACCACCCGGGAACAGUCAGAGAGGAGAAAGGAAGCCCGAGGAGGCACCCAGAGGCGCGGACCCAGGAGGCCUGCCCAGCGUCUGGCACGGAGGUUCCAGCUCUGCUUCUGAGGGUGCUGCCAGCCCAGACCCCUGCCUCGUGUCCCCGGAGGUGACUGAGCCGAGAGAGCACCCACAGGCAGCCAGGGGCCCAGAAGAUUCUCCACGUCCCAGUGCACCGGAGCCCCAGGAACGGGAGAGUCCCUCGUCCUCCAUGCGCUUUGCCGAGGGCUCCCCGGAAGGUUGCUUGGCAAGCCCAGAAGGGGAACAUGAAGGUUGGCCCCUGGUUCAACACCCUCAGAGGGAACCUUCUCCAAAUGGCCCAGGAGAGGCGCCGGCAGCCCCUGUCCCUCAGGACGACAACUCGACUCAGAACAAGGUGGUUUUUGUCGUCCCCGGUGCCGGAGGAGAGACAGGCUCGAAGGACGAAGAAGGGCAGAGACUGUCUUCCUCCAGCUCCACUGAUGAGUUGGCAGGAAUUCCACCAACUGCUUCUCCAGAGCCGAUGAAGGUGCAGCUCUGUGGAGAGAAUUCCUGGCCUGGUGAUUUCAACUCCCAAGGGCGAGAGGCUGCAGCUGGCUUUCCAUGGCCAGAGUCCCUGCAGGGAGCCCCCAAGGCCCCUGCUGCCCAACUAGGCCAAGAGGGCUCAGCCAGCCUGGAGGAGCCUCCCCUAAAACCCAUGACCUCAACCUCCCAAGAGUCAGCCCCCGAAUGCCCAGUGGAGGGGCCUCCUCAGGAUUUCACCGAUGACGCGGGAUUCCUCGGGCCCUGCCCUCCCACUGGGACCAGUUCAGGGGCCGCCCACGAACUUGAAGGGAAGGCCGAUUCCCAGGAAAGCUGCCAGCAGCCGAUGGGAGCGCUCCCGCCUGCAGAGCUGCCCUGGGAUUCACCAGGUCCUGCCCUGGCGCCAGGGGACAAGGACUCUUGGGAGGAGACUCUGGGUGCCCGUGAUGCUCAGGGUCACUCGCAGACCGGGAGCCAAGAUGCUGAGCCCAGUCAAGUCACCUGGGCGGCGAUAGCUGACCAGCCGGAGGGAGUUUUGUUCAUGAGCCCUGAGCCUGCCCCACAUGCCGCAACCAAGGAUGCGGGUCCAGCUUCAAGCCUCCCCUCCCUGCCAGCGGCUCUGGCCUCCGUGGCUGCAGAACAAGCCAGGGAGAUGGUUUCCGUGACCGAGAUGCCUGUUCUCACAGAUCUGGCUACAGAGAGGGUAGAAGCAGGGUUGUCAGGACCGGAGAAGCAAGCAUCAGACCUCAGAGGAGAAGGAGAGGGUCGGGAAGGAGGCCCCAGAGAGAUUCCUGCUCCUGCCUCCCUGGAGGAAAGGGCAGAGCUUGGGAAUAGGGAGCUAAGCCAUGAAGUCCAACCAAAGGUUCCAGCUCUCCCCACUCCCAGAGCAUCAGAUGAGAGUGCCAGCAGGUCACUAGGGCCGAAGGAUGAAGCCAAGGCCCCUGAAGACCCAGCUGUGGCUGAGAAGGAAAGCAGAGACUCUGGGGCUGAUCCUAGAGGACAGGGAGCAGCCCCAGGGCCCCUUGAUGGUGCACAUCCUGGGAAUCUACAGGCAGAGCAACCCGAGGCCUGGGGCUGCAAGCCUGAUCCAGAGGUGGAAAAGGACGAGGUUUCACAGCUGCCUGGAGAUGAGACCACAGGCCUUCCAAACACAGUCCUAGCACAGCCACUCGGAGAGGAGAUCCCUGGGCAUGCGGACAGGUCCGACUCUCCCUCAGAAGAUGCAGCUUGGAACGUGGUGGCCCGUGGAAUGAUGGGAGAAUCCCAAGUGGUCCACGCAUCAGGCUCACUGCACAAGCUCCCUGAACAGCAUCCUGGCCCACUCUCUGGACCAGAAGGAGCUGGUGAACGUGUUCUUCCCCGGGGAGCCAUUUGGGCGGGGCCGGGACUGCAGACCAAAUGUCCCGACACCCUUCAGGACGUGGAGGGACUGGGAAGAAUGGACUCUCUUCCUGCUUUAGAAUCUGAGAAAUCGGAUUUCCUGUCGGCUCCUGCUCCAGAGGUCGUCCCCAAAGCCCAGGAGGUGGAGAGCAUGCCUGAAAUAAAGUCAGGGAGCCACCCAUCCGCACAGAGGCCCGGCCAUGGGGAGGGGGAGGGCUCGCUGACACCCCCUCACCCCCAUGGGCUGGGGCGUGACGCAGCUGGACAGGAAGUCCAUGCUGAUGGGCCCCCUCCCCCCGAGGAAGAGAACUGGGCAGUGGACUCUGGGCUCACAACGCUCGGCCCGGAGCAAGAUCGGCAGGGAAACCUAUCUCACCCAGGGGACAGCAGCAUAGAAGUGAUUGCAUCCGAGAGGCCCUUACUGUGUCCUGAGAACCAUCUCCAGAUAUCCCAGACACACCCAGAAGCAUCAGUCUUCGAUAUGCUCAGGGAGACAUCCCAACAGUGCGAAAGCAAGGUAGAGACUUAUCCAGGUGAUAUGGAUUUUAACAUCCUGGGUGCAGAUUCUCCUCAAAUCCACAUACCUGUGGAACCUCAGGAAGAUGUGAGCUUAUCCACUCAUGGAGGAAAGGAACGGGCUUCUGAAACAGAACUUCAAAGUGAACUUCGCAAAGGCAGUCUGUCUGAUGCUCCGAGUUCAGCUCCUGGGGACACAGUUCUGGAGAAUCCCGCAACCGAGAACUCGCAGUUGUCAGCACCCACAAGGCCUGAGUUGCCUGCACUCGGGGAGACGGGGCAAGACGGAGAAUGCAGCAUCAGUCAGCUGUCCAGGAGCUCAUCUCCUGCAGUGGACACCUUCCAAGACCCUUCUCUUGCAGGUAGCUUGAACAGAAAGGAACAUAGCUGUACUGGGCAGGGGCCACACGAGUCCCAACAGGAGCUGGUUGAUGGGCUGAAUGCCGGCAGCCAGCAUGAAGAAGCAUGUCUUGAGGACGCAGGCAUUUCAGGAGCAGCUGAUGCUUGGCCCCAACUCCAGGACUUGGGCAAGACAGCGAAGGCAAGUGGAAACACCGUGGGGGCCCCGCCUUGUCGGCCUGACUCAGUAGCUCUCCCAGAGACAGCUCACUGCCGGCCGGUUCCAGCACCUACCAGUCCCCGAGCCACACCCACCCAGGAUGCCCCAGUGAGAGAGGCAGGUGAAGAAACCCAGGAGGGCGGGCAGCAACCGGGGUUGGUCCCACAGAAGGAAAUGGAGCACCUCACUGCCUCGGAUACAGAGGUCCCGGAGCUUUCUGGGAUUUUCCCAUCAGUCAAGGAUCACGGUGCGGAUGGUGCUGAGACUUGUGGGAAGGCGGACGGAGGAGCCCUGGGGAUGUGGCAGGCUCUGGGGGAGCCAGGCUCCCUCCAAAUAGAGCAGCGCCCCUCCCCUGGGGAGGAAGCCUCUACCCCUGCUACAAGUGAGCAGCUCUCGGCCAACUGCCAGGAUGUCUGGCCUGUAGCUAGGGAGCUGGCUGGGAGUCCCAGGAGCCUGGUGGAUCUUUUUGCAGUGCAGGUUGCCCCUGACUCAAAGAAGCGCCUGCCAUCUGGACCCCCGGAGGAGGCUGCCCCUGGCACUCCUUACCUGCACAUCGAGGGUGCUGCCAGGAAAGGGCUGGAAGAUAGUGUCGUCAAAGCUGUCUCACCUCAAGGCCCCGGAGCCCCUGGUGAAAGCCCUUGUUCCACUCGGGAGCCCCUGCUUGCCUCGGAAAAGGCCUCCUCCACGGAGGGCUCUGCUGAGUCCUCCCUCUCGCAGGCAGGAGCUGCAGGUGAGGGAAUCUCUGCAGCGCCAGCCAGCCCCAGAAGCCCGAAAGCUGGGACAUCAGAGGGUCCUGUAGACUCCGUGCCCUACCUGGACAGGAUGCCGUUUCUGGCCAAGGGUAAGCAGACCACAGGGGAGGAGAAGUGGUCAGGAGCUCCCGGUGCAAGUGCUGAGCCCGGUGAAAUUCCAGCAUGCCCUGUCAGUGAGGAGAGCAAGGCAGGGGAAGCAGCAAGAGAGACCAAGGGCAGCGGGGAGAGGAGGCUAGAGCCUUCCAAGGAUCCCAGGCGGGGAGCAUCAGCUGGUGUAGACGCCAGCUGCAGGCAGACUGGGAUGCUCGCUGGGUUGCCUGAUUUCAGGGAGCAUAUCACCAAGAUCUUCGAGAAGUCUGUGCUUGGAGCCCUGACCACCGAUCGGCCCCAGAGCACAAAGGGAGAAAAGGUGGGAGCCGGGAAGAGGAUGAUGGAGAAGGGCCUCACGGUGCCAAGCCCAGAGAAGCUUCCAGAUGCAACUCAAGGAGUGGCCGUCGCCCCUCUCCCCACCCUUCCCGCUGGUCUCUGGGUGGACUCGAAGGGGAAGAAGCAAGAGCUGACUGUGGAGGCUGAGAUUUCUCGUCUGGGUCCCCAGGAUCCAGCUCCAGGAAAGCUGCCGGGGCUGGCCUGGCUAGCCGCAGAGCACAACCUGCUGGGCGCCAGUGUCGGGAAGGAAAUGAGCGAGGCCCUGCAGAUGCUGGUGGACAGCGAGAAGCCGGAGGGGGCCGGGGAAGGCUGGUGGCCGGGACCUGGAGGAGUCCCGGCCCAUUCACAGCAGCCAGAUGGCCCACAGGAAUCAGCUUCAGGUCUGUCUUCACAAGCAGCAUCUCCAAAGAUUUCCGGGGCUGACUUGCAGGUGGCUCCCCAGAGCCAUGGAGAAGGGGAUUCAGGUCCAGAUGACAGGAUUCCUUCUGGAAAACAGUGCCAGGAAACAGCCCACUGGGACAGUCAACCCAGAGAAGAUGGUGCCCGGGGCUCUUCUUACCCAGGGGCUCUGGGUGACACGCCAGGAUCCACCUCUGCCCAGGGAGCAUCUCCCCACGUGGACGUCCCACCUCUGCCCGAGGCCAUCAGUGAGCCCUGCACCCCAGACCCGCUUGGGGGUGAGAGGAGGCGUGUAGGUGCAGCUGGCGUCUCAGAAACACAAGAUGCCCUGGGCACCCAGGGCGCCCCGGAGCCCCCAGCUGGGGAAGUGGCAGAGAAUCCGCUGGAGCCCGGCUUGGAAGCCAGAGCUGCUGGGGAAGCAGAGGGUGACGUCACUUUGAGCACAGCUGAGACCGGGGCACGUGUGUCUGAGGACCUGCCUGAAACAGGUACUACGAGAAUGUUCUCCGGUGUGGCUGCUGCCUCGGCUGUGCCAGGAAGCCCUGGGUACCCAGGCUGCUCAGAAGGGGCUCUGAGGAUGGAUGCUGAAGUUGCCCCAGAUGGGGGCCGCCCGGCUGGGCCCCCACAGGCCGAGGAGCAACCCAGGCCUGAGCUCCCUGCUUUUGCAGAAGAUGGGAAGAUGGGUGUCUCCUCACCCCCAGAACCUGACGAAACUCGGGACCUGAAGCAGCAAAACCUGGAUCCAGAAGCACUGGACGCUGAGAGAAAGAGCCCCAAGGCUGGCCCAUCCACGUUACCUUUGGUUCCUGAGAAGGAUGCUCCAGACAUCACAGACAAGGUUAUUUCAGAUGAUGCCAACAGUGCGGGAGGAGCAGAAAGCACCAUCCCAGCUGCUGCCCGCGUGGAUCUCACUGCCCCGGCCUCAGAAUACGCAUCUCUGCCUUCCGCCCCAGCUGGUGAUGGAGUCGAAGCUUCCGUUCCCUCCUGCCAACGUCUGGCCAAGGACUUAAGCAGGAGUUCUGACUCUGAAGAAGCAUUUGAGACUCCGGAGUCCACGACCCCCGUCAAAGCUCCACCAGCCCCACCCCCGCCACCCCCCGAAGUCAUUGCAGAACCUGAGGUCAGCGUGCAGCCUCCCCCGGAAGAACCAGGAUGCGGCUCUGAGCCCGUCUCCGUCCCCGAUGGCCCCCGCGGCAGCUCCCUGGAAGGCAGUCCUUUCCAUCCCCCGUCACACUCCUUCUCCGCCGUCUUCGAUGAAGACAAGCCGAUAGCCAGCAGCGGGACUUACAACUUGGACUUUGACAACAUCGAGCUGGUGGAUAACCUUCAGACCUUGGAGCCUCGCCCCUCAGACCCUAAGAAUCAGGACUGCAAGGUGAACUCACGGAGGAAGUCCACGGACUCCGUCCCCACCGCUAAGUCGACGUUGUCCCGCUCGCUCAGCCUGCAAGCCAGUGACUUUGAUGGUGCUUCCUGCUCGGGCAGCCCCGAGGCCACGGCCCCGGCCGCGGAUGCAUACAGCGCGGGUUCGAGCAGUGCUUCCAGUACCCUUAAGCGAACUAAGAAACCGAGACCACCUUCCUUAAAAAAGAAACAGACCACUAAGAAACCCCCCGAAACCCCCCCAGUGAAAGAGACGCAACACGAGCCCACCGGAGAGAGCCCCGACCCCAGCGAAGAGAAUCAAAUAGGCGACACGAAAACAGAACCGGCCAGGGCGGAAGGUUCUAGAUCAGCCUUAUCGGAGGAGGCACCCCUAGAACCUGCGGCUGCCCCCAAGGCGGCCUGCCCUCUGGACUCCGAGGGUGCAGAAGGGGCUGUCCCCCCAACUUCUGGGGGUGGCAGAGUGCAGAACUCACCUCCCAUUGGAAGGAGAACCCUGCCUCCGGCCACGGUCCCGGAGGCAGUGGAGGUGACCCCAUCAGAUAGUGGGGGGCAAGAGGACUCCCCAGCCAAAGGCCUCUCAGUGAGGCUGGAGUUUGACUAUUCUGAGGACAAGGGUAGUUGGGACACCCAGCAGGAAACCCCGCCUCCCACCAAAAAGAUAGGCAAAAAGCCGGUUGCCAAAAUGCCCCUAAGGAGGCCAAAGAUGAAAAAAACACCCGAAAAACUCGACAACACCCCUGCCUCGCCUACCAGGUCCCCCGCUGAACCCAAUGACAUCCCUAUUGCGAAAGGUACCUACACCUUUGAUAUUGACAAGUGGGAUGACCCCAAUUUUAACCCUUUUUCUUCCACCUCAAAAAUGCAGGAGUCUCCCAAACUGCCCCAACAAUCCUACAACUUUGACCCGGACGCCUGUGAUGAGUCCACUGAUCCCUUUAAGACGUGCUCUAAGGCCCCCAGCUCACCUUCUAAAUCCCCAGCCUCCUUUGAGAUCCCAGCCAGUGCCAUUGAAGCCAAUGGAGUGGACGGGGAUGGGCUGAACAAGCCCGCCAAGAAGAAGAAGACGCCCCUCAAGACGAUGGUUGAAGAUGUGAUGUCUGUAUGUUCUCUGUUUGACACGUUUAGGGUGAAAAAGUCGCCAAAACGGUCUCCUCUCUCUGAUCCACCUUCUCAGGACCCCACCCCCGCGGCCACGCCGGAAACGCCGCCCGUGAUCUCGGCAGUGGUCCACGCGACCGACGAGGAGAAGCUGGCGGUCACCAAUCAGAAGUGGACGUGCAUGACGGUGGAUCUGGAGGCUGACAAACAGGACUACCCCCAGCCCUCGGACCUGUCCACCUUCGUGAACGAGACCAAAUUCAAUUCACCCACGGAGGGUAAGCAACUUGGUGGCCAGCUGGACUCCCACCCUGCCUUGGAGACCACUGCCCCUAGGGAGCAAAAGGCCAGGAAGGAAACCGCUAAGCCAGAGUUGGAUUACAGAAACUCCUAUGAAAUCGAAUAUAUGGAGAAAAUCGGUUCCUCCUUACCUCAGGACAACGAUGCCCCGAAGAAGCAGGCCUUGUACCUUAUGUUCGACACGUCUCAGGAGAGCCCGGUCAAGUCUCCCCCUGUCCGGAUGUCCGAGUCUCCAACGCCGUGUUCAGGCUCAAGUUUCGAGGAGACCGAAGCCCUUGUGAAUACCGGGGCAAAGAUCCAACAUCCCGUUGCGCGAGGGUUGGCCCCCAACCAGGAGCCACACUUGCAGGUGCCAGAGAAGUCCUCCCAGAAAGAGCUGGAGGCCAUGGCCUUGGGCACUGCAUCGGAAGUGAUGGAAAUUACAGCUCCCGAGGGCUCCUUUGCCUCUGCUGACGCCCUCCUCAGCAGGCUAGCUCAUCCAGCCUCUCUCUGUGGUGCGCUUGACUAUCUGGAGCCCGACUUAGCAGAAAAGAACCCCCCAGUCUUUGCUCAGAAACUUCAGGAGGAGUUAGAGUUUGCCAUCAUGCGGAUAGAAGCCCUGAAGCUGGCCAGGCAGAUCGCCCUGGCUGCCCGUAGCCGCCAGGACACCAAGAGAGAAGCUGCUCACCCACCGGAUGUCUCCAUCUCCAAAACAGCCUUGUAUUCCCGCAUCGGGACGGCCGAAGUGGAGAAACCCGCAGGCCUUCUGUUCCAGCAGCCCGACCUGGACUCUGCCCUCCAGAUCGCCAGGGCAGAGAUCAUAACCAAGGAGAGAGAGGUCUCAGAGUGGAAAGAUAAAUAUGAAGAAAGCAGGCGGGAAGUGGUGGAAAUGAGGAAAAUCGUGGCCGAGUAUGAGAAGACCAUUGCCCAGAUGAUAGAGGAUGAACAGAGGGAGAAGUCGGUCUCCCACCAGACCGUCCAGCAGCUGGUCCUGGAGAAGGAGCAAGCCCUGGCCGACCUGAACUCCGUGGAGAAAUCUCUGGCUGAUCUCUUCAGGAGAUACGAGAAGAUGAAGGAGGUCCUGGAGGGCUUCCGCAAGAAUGAAGAGGUGCUGAAGAAGUGUGCACAAGAGUACCUGUCUCGAGUAAAGAAGGAGGAACAGAGGUACCAGGCGCUGAAGGUCCAUGCGGAGGAGAAGCUAGACAGGGCCAAUGCCGAGAUUGCCCAAGUCCGGGGCAAGGCCCAGCAGGAGCAGGCUGCCUACCAGGCCAGCCUACGGAAGGAGCAGCUGAGAGUGGACGCUCUGGAGAGAACGCUGGAGCAGAAGAAUAAAGAGAUAGAAGAACUCACCAAGAUUUGCGAUGAACUGAUUGCCAAAAUGGGGAAAAGCUAACUCUGAACCAAAAGUUUGGACUUGACCGUUGCGUGCAAUAUGACCGUCGGCACACUGCUGUCCCUCCGGUUGUGUGGACAGGUUCUGUUUUCACUUUUUCGUAUGCACUACUGUACUUCCUUUCUAAAUAAAGUUGAUUUGAUUGUAUGCAGUACUAAGGAGACUAUCAGAAUUUCUUGCUAUUGGUUUGCAUUUUCCUAGUAUAAUUCAUAGCAAGUUGACCUCAGAGUUCCUGUAUCAGGGAGAUUGUCUGAUUCUCUAAUAAAAGACAAAUCGCUGACCUUGGCCUUGCCCUUUGUACAUGAGUUUCCAGGGUGAGCGGCUUUUGGAUUUAAUAUGAUCGUGUACAGCUUGCUAAGGGACUCUUGCCUUAAGGAGUGUAAACUUGAUCUGCAUUUGCUGAUUUGUUUAAAAAAAAAAAAAGAAAAAUGCAUGUUUCAAAUAAAAUUCUCUAUUGUAAAUAAAUUUUUUUCUUUGGAUCUUGGCAA
Molecule: messenger RNA, 9500 nt
Organism: Cervus elaphus (red deer)
Lineage: Eukaryota; Metazoa; Chordata; Mammalia; Artiodactyla; Cervidae
Gene: TACC2
Product: transforming acidic coiled-coil containing protein 2
Exons: 24
Coding region: 154-9012 (2952 amino acids)
Biological process (GO): cell population proliferation; mitotic spindle organization; cerebral cortex development
Cellular component (GO): cytoplasm
Source: RefSeq, a predicted model, not a curated record